Panicum virgatum (switchgrass) is the source of this 1085-nucleotide messenger RNA. RefSeq names its product extensin-like. NCBI's taxonomy places the organism in Eukaryota, Viridiplantae, Streptophyta, Magnoliopsida, Poales, Poaceae. The transcript has a single exon. The annotation marks the transcript as partial. The record is from RefSeq and is a predicted model, not a curated record.
GAUGCCAUUCCGGCUCCUAAAGGCUCCCCCGGAACGACGACGACGGCAGAGCUAAGCGCGCGGCGACCCUGCGAUGCCGCGCGUUCUCAUGGCGUCGGCCGUGCGUCUGGCCUCAUCCCCGGCGGGGGGCCGCCGGCGCCGGAUGCGCCGCCGCCGCAGUCUUCGGCGCCACCCCCGCCGGUGGCUUCCUCGUCUUCCCCUCCGCCGCCGACACCAUCGCCGCCUCAGCACCCGCCGCCGCCGGAGAAGCGGUCCCCACCGCCUCCGGCGCCGUUCGAGCAACAUUUGAUAAAGACGCCUCCGAGUCCGCCGGAGAAGUCGACGACGACGUCCCCGCCUCCUCCUGCUUCGCCUCCACCCUCGCCGCCGCCGCCGACGAGCCAGUCCCCUCCUCCCCCUUCCCCGUCGUCGCCGCCCCCGUCACCUCCUCCAGCGCCGCCGCCGCCCGAGACAUCAACGCCACCGUCGACAACACAAUCGCCGCGCCAAUCGCCGCCGGAAUCGAGCACGGAGCCGCCACCCACAUCCUCAGCCGCGACACCUCCACCUCCCCAAACUGCCACGUCCGGCUCCGGGUCAAAAGCACCGCCGCCACCGCACGAGGCGCCGUCGACGCCGGGAAUGCCGCCAGGCACCGACGCCCAGCCGCGCCAUCCCAGGGGGGACUCCUUCCUCGGUGACGCAGAUGCUGCCACCUCCAAUGGCCCUGACGGUGAUCAUGCCAGGCUCCGGCACACCUGCGGGCAUGUGGACGGGCCCGCCUGGCUCCGCCGCGACGACCGCUCCGCCGCUGGGUCCCCCGGCCGGAAGCUCCGGCCGCAUCAGCUUGAAGACCGAGGAGCUCGUUGGGAUCUCCGUGGGCGGGCUCAUCCUGACACUGGCCUCGCUGUGCAGACGUGGUCUCGGCGGACGCGAACGACCCGGCGGCGGCGGCGUCGCCGGCGAGCGGGGCGAGCUCGUACGACCUGUCGGGGUCCAAGACGUGGUUCACGUACGAGGAGCUGACGGGGAUCACGGGCGGGUUCGCGGCGGCGAACGUGAUCGGCGAGGGCGGGUUCGGGAUGGUGUACAUGGGCGCGCUGGGC